This is a messenger RNA of Chlamydomonas reinhardtii, 737 nucleotides long. RefSeq lists its product as uncharacterized. The transcript is spliced from 2 exons. NCBI's taxonomy places the organism in Eukaryota, Viridiplantae, Chlorophyta, Chlorophyceae, Chlamydomonadales, Chlamydomonadaceae. The record is from RefSeq and is a predicted model, not a curated record. Bases 356 to 682 code for a protein of 108 amino acids.
GUCGCCUGAGCGGUGCCAGGGGAAUACCCACUCGGCACAUGCGGUCAUGCGCAUCAGCAAACUUCCAGCCAGCCUGCAACUUGUCGGUACAGUAACUCCGGCGUUCGACCAGCCAUGCACUUCUGCUCUGCCGCUGCAAACUGUUUGCCGUCUACUUGGGGUAUGGGCGUCAGCUGCACCCUACAAGACCUCGCCAACCUGCCCAAACCCGGAUUUUGGGCAGAUUUCUACAGUGAGUACUGCACGGGCUGGAGCCACACGAGGCGCUGGUGGACUGGUGGUGGACUUGGGCCAGUUGGGACUUUGGGAGGUGGUGGUGCAGUUUAGCCCCGACGCCACCCCCAUCAGCACCUAUAUGGUGGCCACGGCGGCUUGGGAGCAGGCGAAGCAGGCGGCGCAGCCUGUACAGGCGCAGUGGGUGUCGGCUGACAGCAUGCAGCAGGCAGCCAAGGCGGCGGCGGCCGAGGAGAAGGCGGCGGCCACGGAGCAGCGGGCAGCCAAGGCGGCGGCGGCCGAGGAGAAGGCGGCGGCCAAGGCGGCGGCCAAGGCGGCAGCCAAGGCGGCGGCGGCCGAGGAGAAGGCGGCGGCCGCGGAGGCGUUCAGGCAGCGGCAGGCGGCGUUCCUGGAGGCCUUCAGGCAGCAGCAGGCGGGGGAGAAGGCGGUCAAGCGGCCUCGGCGUUGAAUCGGCAGUGGAAGCGUCGCUAUCGGGGCCGGCGAAGCAAAUCGGGAAUCGCUUC